Molecule: messenger RNA, 2453 nt
Organism: Diaporthe batatas
Lineage: Eukaryota; Fungi; Ascomycota; Sordariomycetes; Diaporthales; Diaporthaceae
Exons: 2
Coding region: 266-2230 (654 amino acids)
Biological process (GO): positive regulation of transcription by RNA polymerase II
Cellular component (GO): nucleus
Molecular function (GO): DNA-binding transcription factor activity, RNA polymerase II-specific; zinc ion binding; sequence-specific DNA binding
Source: RefSeq, a predicted model, not a curated record
GGGAAAGAGCAGAUUAAAAGGAGAAAGCUUAUUUCAAAAGGCUUGUUGUCUUACUAGUGCAUUGGAGUCUCGGGUCUUACGGUUGGGUUGAUUCAUUACGCGAAUGUUGUAGCUGGAGAGCCACGCACCGCAUACCCGUGGGUUUCGGUUCUGCUUACUGAACACCGGGGCCAACCGGAAAGUCUCACCCCCCGUGUACCGUACCAGUCAUACCUUGUCAUUGAGAGUGGAGCCUUAUGUGCCAUAUCAAUCAAUUCUUGCGGAGAUGUUGCUCAAGUUUUCUCCGGAGUGUUUUGCUUCGCGGAGAGCUCGACAGGACGAGGACAAGGACAGCUCUGGCGACCCACGGAUAAACAUGUCCUUUGAACCACCAGGUCAGGGGCCGAACGGAGCCGACGACGGUACCAGCGAGGAAGAGCGGACCGCAUCUGGCACAGGGCGUACACGUUACCCCCCGUCUCCCUCUGCGCGUGCCUGUGCUACAACCACACCGACCGAGCGGGUACAGCUGCGUUCUGCUUGUGAUGCAUGUCAUCAGUCCAAGAUCAAGUGUCCGGGGGGGCAUCCAUGCUUCCCCUGCCAGAGUUCCAGGAAUCGUUGCAACUAUAGCCCGGGAAACCGACUUGGUCGACCAAAAGGUAGCAAGAACAAGCGCACGUUGAUGCGGGAGGGCCUGGGAGACGGCAACCUGAAGAGACAACGAGGCCAUUCUCAGACAGGCAGCUCGGCCCACGGGUACGAUGCUGCCAUAAACCCAGGACGGAACAAUGAGGCUUCCCUGCAGUGGGCAAACCGUGGUCAUCACCAACAACAGCAGCAGCAGCAGCAGCAACUCGACCAACAACUGCUGCCGGCGGCUGCGAUGUAUCAGAUGGACUUCGAGGUUGAAUUUGACCAGGGCUUCCACGCCGCGGCGGCAGCCGGUGACAUGGAUGAUGAAGAUCAUGCAAGAGACAACCACUCAGACAUACUGAGAAUGCUUGAUCCGGAUCUCGUGGUAACCUCGACGGGAGGAGAUGCCUCAAGCCUGAGCCAUGCAGUGCAAAAUACAACACUGGCGCCACAAAUUAGUAUCCCGCCAGCUGCUUCAUUAUCACUCGGUCAGCAGCCCGGGUCGGCUGGUGCUGGACAAACUGGCGCAUUCCACAACAGUUCACUUCCGGAAUCACCCCGGCACCCUGGCAGGCCCAAGACCGGCUUCAGUCUCGGCAGUGAAAAUGGCUCCGUCAGUCCAUCCAACAUGGGAUUCGCCGACCCGCUGUCGUCGAGCCCCUACAGCGUCAACGCCGUUUUCUCUGCUGCUGGCAGUCUCGGCACUCGCACGUCUGACGGUUCGGGAACAGGACCUCGCUCCAUGGCUGACACCUGGUCGACGUCGUCGCUCGUCUCCGCGCCCUCGGUGCAACCACGCUCAUGUGGAGACUGCACGUGUCUCCCGCGCCUGGUCAAGCUCGUCUAUCAGCUCGAGGGCCUGCGCUACUCGGACCAGUCCUACCCUGUCCGUCAGUGUCAUCAGGCACGUCGGCCAGACAAGAGCGUGUCCUCCAUCAACUUGAUCCUCCGUGGGGUGCAGCUGGCUGAGGCUCCCUGGAGGGGCCUGAUGCACUGCCCAAAUGUGAGCACCAGCACAAGCAGCAUCCGGCAGGGCCAGGGCGCGGGGCAGCAGGGGAUCGACGAUAACCACAAUCAGGCGCUGCUCCUGUUCGCCACGAGCAUCCGCAUCCUCCUGUGUUCGGUCCAGGCUUUCAAUAGCAGCAGCACCACCACUGCUGCAACGCUCAACCACGAUUCCACCAUCUCAGCCCUCGCCACCGAUGACGACCCUGCCACCACCGCUGACACUGUCAGAGGCGGCGGGAACAGGAGCCCCACCCAUGUCGACGAUGCCGAUAUCCCCGUCUCCGUAGGCGGCGUGGAGCUCUCUGGCGAGGCCAGGGCCGAGAUCAUAGGCGCCUCGGUGCGGCGGUCCCUACGCGUCAUCACCGCCGCGCUGGUCCACCUGUGGGAGCAUACCGGGCGGCCGUCGAAUAAGCCUCACUCUCAGACGGCAUUCCCGUUCCCGACCUUGGGCGUUGGUGGCAAUAGUAAUGGAGUUGGUACAAACGGCAGCAUGAGUUUGAGUGCAUCUAAUACGCACGCACUGACGACUGCGACUGGGGGGGAGAGGAGUGAGAAUGUUUCAUCGCUUCUGAAUACCUUGCAGUUCGCGAUGGAUGCUCUGGGGGAAUAGUGAAGGUGCGGCUUGUUGAAGGUCAGACGAUGUAUGAGAUCAAUGACGGUGUUAACCUUACGAGAUUCUUUCAGGGAUGCAGUACUGAGAUCACAACAGACGAUGCGAGAUCGUAACUUUAUGACAGAUCUUCAAGAUAUUGGGGUGGGGGUUGAGAGACGUCACCGCCAUACCUAGGCCCCCACAGCCAAAUAGACGAUAAUGAAACAAACGAUAAAAUGCU